AUGGAGGCUGUGCUAGAGAGUGACGGUGAAAUAAGAGCCGCCUUUCAUGACUUACCGGUGACGUCUAUCAAACAGACAGCCUCAGAAGGUAUCUUUCACGGAACUCCCAGAAACACCAACAAAGCCACCAAGAACAAUUGCAUGAACCGGCCUGAUAAAUCUGAUUCGAUGGCUCUGAAAGUUGGCCCCAAAGCCUCAUCUGCAGGCGGUUCGGUGCAAAGGAAAGAAACUCCUGAAAGUGGUGGACAGAGCUGCUACCGGGCAGUGUGCCAGAUACCUCCCAUUGGACAAUUUCAUGCAACACCUAGAAUGGUGUUCUCCACGGCUCGCUCCCUAGAAGCCUCCUCGAGAGCAAGAUGUCGUCGAAGGCAGCUUUACCACCAGCAGAAGCCUGACUGUGGACCAAGUCAAGUGACCAAGGUAGACACUCCGAAUUGUCAUGUUGUUCAGCACAAACAGACACGGGGCGACUUGAGAUAUGUAUAUCGGGAACAUGAUCAAGCUCGGGAUUGGGACCCGUCAGCUAAGAAGAACGGUACUGACCCCAGUUUCGAGAGGAUCAAAUACGUUUACAAAAGCACCGACGACACUGUGGAGCCUUUAAGAAUAGAAGAUUUAGAAGACAAGAUAGGACGCUUGACUAUUGCUUUGGAGGACAGACCAUUGAGAGCUGUCAGUCCGGGCGUUGAAGAAGCCUAUAUGCGAGGAGAGCCUCUUACUCCUCCCGAGAUCGAGUUUUCUGAAUACAGUGAGGAAGACGACUACUGGGCCUGGGAUCAGAAUACUCAAUUGUUCAGGCACUGGGAUGAGGACUUGGGAGAAUGGGUUAGCUUUCCCGAGAGGUUUGACUGA
Fusarium poae is the source of this 852-nucleotide messenger RNA. RefSeq lists its product as uncharacterized. The transcript is spliced from 4 exons. The record is from RefSeq and is a predicted model, not a curated record. NCBI's taxonomy places the organism in Eukaryota, Fungi, Ascomycota, Sordariomycetes, Hypocreales, Nectriaceae. The coding region runs from base 1 to 852 and encodes 283 amino acids.